Vanessa tameamea is the source of this 1389-nucleotide messenger RNA. It is a transcript of the gene slim, whose product is annotated as scruin like at the midline. The record is from RefSeq and is a predicted model, not a curated record. The transcript is spliced from 3 exons. The coding region runs from base 164 to 1363 and encodes 399 amino acids. Gene Ontology annotation, molecular function: protein binding. Lineage: Eukaryota; Metazoa; Arthropoda; Insecta; Lepidoptera; Nymphalidae. Gene Ontology annotation, biological process: positive regulation of stress-activated MAPK cascade.
GUCAUAUAUGUCAGCUGUGUAAACUGUCAAACUUGACGACAUUGCGUUUGUUUUAUAAAACUUAUAAUUUAAUAAAUGUAAUAACGUUUGUUAUACUAGAAUAUAGUUAUACUAUAAUAAUUAUAGUCGUAGAUUUAGCUAUUAUUGGUAAACUAUAAGCGGGAUGAGUUCGAAGGCAAAAGAUUACAUUUUCGAACCUUUUAAAGUUACAGAGGUUAAAUAUCGGGGAUUUGCAAGCCCCCGGCCUAGAAGUGGACAUAGGAUAGCAUGUGACGACGUAAAUGUUUACUGCUUUGGAGGCUAUAAUCCAUAUUUACCUUUAAACACUAUACAAAGAAACAAUCCUACUUGGACACCUGCUAUGCCAUUAUUCAAAGAGCUUUGGAGUUUUUCUAUAAGUACUAAGAAAUGGAAGCAGCAUAAAGUAACUGAGAAUAUGCCAGAAGAGUUGGCUUCAAAUGCCAUGUGUAUGAAUGGAAGGUUUUUAAUGAUUUUUGGAGGAACUGGUGCACCAUUUGGAACUAAAUGCAGUAACGAUGUUAUAACUUGGCGCACCUGUGAUGGUGAUGCUAAGCUUCAGAUUUUGGAUGUCACAGGACCAAAGCCUCCAGGCCAGUACGGGCAGUCAAUAUUAUGCCACGAUGGUCACUUUUACACAGUUGGUGGUACUAAUGGAUUUGCAUAUAAUUGUGAUAUUUAUAGGUUAGAUCUCCGAACAAUGAUUUGGGAGCCAGUGUUCAUUGGUACGGGACAAGAAGGUGAACCUUUGGGAAGGUAUCGACAUGAAGUAGUUAGGGUAGGAAACAAAUUGUACAUUAUUGGAGGAGGCACAGGAGAAUUAGCCUUUGAAUUGAUGGAUAUUCCUAUGUAUGAUCUUGAAACAAAUACAUGGACUAAAUUAGUACCUAAAGCCGAUGACUCAAUGAUGGAUACUGUUGUCCCUUUAGGUAGAAAAUGUCACAGUGCAGUGCAAAUAGAUACUUUAAGUGGUGUUCAAGUGUUUGUAGCUGGUGGAACUGAUGGGCAAGCUGUUUUUGAUGACAUAUGGAGGUUAAAUGUGUCAGAUAUGCAAUGGCAUUUAAUGCAAAAGACUGUUCUUCCUCAUCAAUUGUAUUUUCAUUCAUCUACUGUGACAUCCUAUGGUUGUAUGUAUGUGUUUGGAGGUAUUGAACCGAAAGACAAUGAAACUAGAAGAAACAAUAUUCUGUAUAAAGUAUGGUUAUGUAUACCAAAGUUAAGUGAGAUAUGUUGGGAAGCUUUGCUCAGUUUUCAUCCAAGUAUUGACCAUGUUGAUAGGUCAUCUCUGUUAGAUGUGGGUGUUCCAUUGCAUUUUGUAGAUAGAGUACAUCCUCAAUUAAAAUAAGAUACUGAAAAAUUUAUAAUUUAUUU